Dichotomopilus funicola is the source of this 285-nucleotide messenger RNA. RefSeq lists its product as uncharacterized. NCBI's taxonomy places the organism in Eukaryota, Fungi, Ascomycota, Sordariomycetes, Sordariales, Chaetomiaceae. The record is from RefSeq and is a predicted model, not a curated record. The transcript has 3 exons. Bases 1 to 285 code for a protein of 94 amino acids.
AUGCCUUCUGGUAACGGAUAUUCGUACAACGGCUCUGGAACCAACAGCCAGGGCAACCACUACUGCUCCCGCGACUACGGCAACGACUCCAACUCGUACCACUACUCCAACACCGACGGGAGCUAUUACUACUCCAACCCGGACGGCAGCACGUACUACAACAACGGUAACGGUGGCUCUACCUACACCUCGCCUAGCGGCAACUCGACUAGCUCCGGCUACGGUUCUUCGUCGUCGGGCACUUCUGGCAACUCGGGUAGCAACAGCAACAGCAACAGCAAGUAG